AUGACUUAUGCAGGCGCUGGUGUAUCUAUAGAAACUGGCAAUGCCCUUGUCCAGAGAAUCAAAAACGCUGUACGUUCAACAAGAACAGCUGGCACUGAUGCAGAAAUUGGUGGAUUUGGUGGCCUUUAUGAUCUGAAAGCUGCUGGGUACGAGGAUUCAUUAUUGGUUGCUGGAAUCGAUGGUGUUGGGACAAAACUCAAGAUUGCCUGCGCCCUCAAAAAGCAUCGCUCUGUGGGUAUCGACCUUGUAGCCAUGAGUGUCAAUGACCUCCUUGCACAGGGAGCAGCCCCACUAUUCUUCCUUGAUUACUAUUCCACCGGCGAACUUGACGUCGAGCAAGCUGCCGAAUUCAUUGAAGGUGUUGCCGAAGGCUGCAGGCAAGCCAACUGCGCUCUUAUUGGCGGCGAGACUGCUGAAAUGCCCGGGAUGUACGCACUAGGUGACUACGAUGCCGCUGGUUGUGCAAUUGGCGCCGUGAGGCGAGAAAAUCUUUUACCGAAACUGAAGGACAUGUCUGAGGGAGACCUUCUCGUGGGUGUCGCAUCAAAUGGGGCUCACUCUAACGGAUACUCUCUGAUCCGCAAGAUUAUCGAGAGGCACCUCCUAGACUUGAGCGCGCCUGCCCCAUGGGAUAGCUCCACUACAAUCGGCGAGGAAUUUCUGAUCCCGACAAGGAUUUAUGUUAGGCCACUCUUGAAGCUGUCCAGUAAGGGUCUUAUAAAAGGCAUGGCACAUAUCACUGGUGGGGGUCUGACCGAAAAUAUCCCUCGUAUGCUUCCCAAUCACUUGACAGCAGAAGUCGAUGUUUCGACAUGGCCUCUGUCCCCGUUGUUCAAGUGGCUUAAGCAGGCUGGAGCUUUGGCUUCACUUGAGUUUGGGAGAACAUGGAACACCGGCCUUGGUUUCGUGAUUGUUGUGUCUGCGACAGAACAGGAGCAGGUCCUCGAAAUGCUUAAGGCGGAGGGCGAGAACGCGUAUGUCGUCGGAAAGCUGGUAGCUAGAGGCUCCUCUGAGGGAUGCGUGUUGAAGAACGUGCGGAGCUGGGAUUAGCUUGAGGGUUAAAGGUUUGCUUGCUUGAUGUUAGAUAGAAGCGAUUGUUUUUAAAUCCGGAUUCCCGAUACCUUUUGUCAAUCAUUAAAUCUCA
Molecule: messenger RNA, 1144 nt
Organism: Tuber melanosporum (Perigord truffle)
Lineage: Eukaryota; Fungi; Ascomycota; Pezizomycetes; Pezizales; Tuberaceae
Exons: 2
Coding region: 1-1050 (349 amino acids)
Biological process (GO): adenine biosynthetic process; 'de novo' IMP biosynthetic process
Cellular component (GO): cytosol
Molecular function (GO): phosphoribosylformylglycinamidine cyclo-ligase activity; phosphoribosylamine-glycine ligase activity
Source: RefSeq, a predicted model, not a curated record